Molecule: messenger RNA, 288 nt
Organism: Penicillium cataractarum
Lineage: Eukaryota; Fungi; Ascomycota; Eurotiomycetes; Eurotiales; Aspergillaceae
Exons: 1
Coding region: 1-288 (95 amino acids)
Source: RefSeq, a predicted model, not a curated record
AUGAGUCGCAAUUUCUUCCCUGUUGUCAUGGCCAUUGGUGUCGGUGUAUUUACUGGUAACUAUCUCUUACUGUCGCUUCCGGCUUCAAUUGUUCUACGGCCACUGGUUCUGACGUCAAAUUUCUCCGUAGGCUACUACACCUUCCAGCCAACCUUCCAACAGAUGGCGAUCGAAAAGGAACAAACUCCUCAGCAGUCACAGUCUACCGGUCUGUCUCAUAAGGAGAACAAUGCGCCCUCCAACCCCGCUGCCGAUAACUCAAAGCCCGAAACUCAAGGUAGCAAGUGA